AUGACGGAGUCAUCUUUUCAUGGCAUACUUCUGGCCAUCAGUCUCAUUGCCGUCCUGCUUGUGGCGUCGAUACCAUCCGUCACUGGAUCUUCCGGGGAGGAUGUCAAGGAAUCACCCAUAGAGGAUCUUUCCUCCAUGAAUCACAGUGAGGAUUUGCCAUUUGUCCUGGUGACUGGUGGAAAUGGGCUUGUGGCAUCCAACCUCAUUUCAGAGCUGUUGCAACGAGGUCAUCAUGUCAGAGCCACGGUGAGAGAUCCAUUCAAGGCUUCUCACCUAAGAACUUUUUCCAAAGCGGAAACACAUUUGGAAAUUGCUGCCUUCGAUUUGAAGGAACAAGAUAAACAAGUGUACAAAGACUUGCUAAUGGGAGGCAUUGACUGGAUAUUUCAUGUGGCAGCUCCAUUUGUGGAUUUUUUGCCACAAUCUGAUGAAACCAUCAAAAUAGCAGUCCAGUCCAUCACAUGGUUGCUGCAAGCAGCCCAAGAGUCAAAUGCCUCACAAGUGGUCUACACAGGAUCCGGUGCUGCCGUGUACUUUGGAUACUCGGACAAUCCCAUCAAGUCAGAUCCCAAUUAUAUCUUUACCGAAGACGAUUGGACCAAUGUCACCUCGAUGGGCAUCUUGACGGACUAUGCCAAAAUGAAAACUCUCACUGAACUGGCAGCGUGGGAAUUUGUGGAAAAGCAUGCACCUAACUUUCGCUUCUCCAGUCUUUUACCCGGUUUCGUCUUGGGAACCUUGUUGUCAGAGACAGUGACCAGUUCCAAACGGGUCAUUUUUGAAACCAUGAUGGGAACAUAUCCAGGUGUCUUUGAUCUGUACAUUCCACUUGUUGAUAUCCGGGAUGUUGUGGAAGCUCAUUUUCGAGCUGCCAUGCAAAAAGAGGAAUCCACCGAUAGUAGAUGGGCCAACCAGAGAAGACGGUUCUUACUCACACGAAAGAAGGGUAAGGAUAUCUUUUAUCCCAAAGUUGCAGCCAUUCUCAAAGAGCACUUUGGUCCCAUGGGAUAUUCCAUUUCUACCUGGCACAUUCCAAAUUGGGUCUUGAGGAUUGCCUCCUUGUUUGAUAGGGAACUGUCAGUCAUGUACCAAAUGUUGGGAGUGGGAGAACAAAUUGACAAUUCCAAAUCCAUCGAGGUCCUAGGAUUGACCUAUCACAGCAAUGCAGCAGAAAUGAUUCUGAAUACAGCACAUACCAUGAUUCAACAGGGACUGAUACCCAAAAAGGUGGGAUAUCAUGCACGUAGCUUGUUUGGGAGUGGUGAGCUGUAG
Molecule: messenger RNA, 1272 nt
Organism: Seminavis robusta
Lineage: Eukaryota; Bacillariophyta; Bacillariophyceae; Naviculales; Naviculaceae
Source: the annotation of a GenBank genome assembly